UUGAUCUACAAUCUCCGUAUCUUAACAUGCCUAAUGAAGACAAAAGUUCGAAGACUGAUGAUGACGAUUUAACUAUUCCUUCUAACUAUCAAAAUCUAAAUUCAAGAAUUACUUCAUCGGACACUACCAAACUCAAUAGUAAAUUAAAUGAAAACGGCGAACCAAAAUCAAAACUCGAUAUGGAAAAAGUAAAUGAAAAUUUAAGCCAAUUAAAAACUGGAUCUUUUGAUCAACAAUCCUCACAUCUUAAUAUACCUAAUAAUGAUAACAGAAGUAAUUCGCAAUAUUUAAAUUCAAGAAAUAAUACCAGAUUUAAUAAUCAAUUAGAUGAAAAAAAGAAAAAAGGAAAUCCCAGGAAUUUAUUAAUAAUUGGUCAUGCAGGUAGUGGUAAAUCCACACUGUCCAAUGUAUUAAGUAAUACUGUUGAGAGCAAGUGCUCUAAAAAUUUCCGAAAACAAAUUUUUGAAUGGGAAGGAAUUAAAUAUCAUGUGGUUGAUGACAUUGGAAUGGCGUUAACUAAUAAGGAAGUUAUGUAUAAAAAAAUGCCAGAAGUAAAUUAUUUGAUACCGGAA
Rhizophagus irregularis DAOM 181602=DAOM 197198 is the source of this 572-nucleotide messenger RNA. RefSeq lists its product as uncharacterized. The record is from RefSeq and is a predicted model, not a curated record. Gene Ontology annotation, molecular function: protein tyrosine kinase activity; GTP binding; ATP binding. Lineage: Eukaryota; Fungi; Glomeromycota; Glomeromycetes; Glomerales; Glomeraceae. Gene Ontology annotation, biological process: protein phosphorylation.